ACGAAUAGAAAAGUCGUAGACAAGUUGACAAUCGUUUAAAGUGAUAGAAUUGAAUAUAAUCGUUUCUACAACGAUAAUCGCUAACUCCAUACAAAAUGGUAGCCAAGUUACAGUUUUGACAAGCGCUGACGAAACGAUGUCGAAGUUUUUUAUCGAUAACUAAGCGAUCUUAGAGACUCAAUAGUUAACGCUAAAAAAAUGGCGUCUUAUUUGGUGAUCGACAAGUGUUUUGUUUGUUAAACUUAUUUUUUUCUAUUAUUACCUUUUAAAAUGCAUACUUUAAAUAUGUUGUGGUGUGCUCAUAAUGAAGAAGUGUGGCUUAGGCGGCAAAAAAGAGACAAAAAUCGUCAGUGCAUGGAAAACAUACGCGAAAUGCCGGCAACAUUAUUUGUGCAGCAAUUUCGGCUAGACAAAACAACCUUUGAAGCUCUUUGUCGUGAACUCCGACACAAGACUUCGUUAAAAGGAACCAAAGAGAUUCCCCUCAAUGUUAAGGUAUUGUGCACUCUUAGUUUCCUAGCAACAGGAUCCUAUCAGCGAAUUGUUGGGGUUUCUCAGCAUCUUGCCCAACGGACAGCUAGUCGGUGCAUAAGACAAGUCAUUGAUGCUUUGAACCACUCUGCUAUCAUGGAAAAAUGGAUCAAGUUUCCGAAAACACGACAAGACAGAGCAUUUAUAAAACAAGAGUGAGCAUUUAAAGUAACAAUAUUUAAUUUAUGAAAUAAAUUUAAUAAACAUAACAUUUUAAUUUACGAGGUUCCAAAGAAGAUUUGGCCUGCCUGGUGUAAUUGGGUGCAUAGACUGCACCCAUAUAGCUUUGGUAAAGCCCAACCAUGAAGAGCAUCUUUUUUAUAAUAGAAAAGGAUAUCAUUCCUU
Molecule: messenger RNA, 876 nt
Organism: Vanessa atalanta (red admiral)
Lineage: Eukaryota; Metazoa; Arthropoda; Insecta; Lepidoptera; Nymphalidae
Exons: 2
Coding region: 271-690 (139 amino acids)
Source: RefSeq, a predicted model, not a curated record